Messenger RNA from Sinocyclocheilus grahami, 2672 nucleotides. Its product is annotated as active breakpoint cluster region-related protein-like. The annotation marks the transcript as partial. The record is from RefSeq and is a predicted model, not a curated record. Lineage: Eukaryota; Metazoa; Chordata; Actinopteri; Cypriniformes; Cyprinidae. Gene Ontology annotation, biological process: protein phosphorylation; positive regulation of GTPase activity; intracellular signal transduction. The transcript is spliced from 18 exons. Gene Ontology annotation, molecular function: GTPase activator activity; guanyl-nucleotide exchange factor activity; protein serine/threonine kinase activity. Gene Ontology annotation, cellular component: membrane.
UGUGGCGUGUGAGUGUGAGUGGAUAUGCGCGAAAGAGAAAAUGAACAGUCGCUACUUACCAACAGGCGUUUGAGACAGUGAACCCAAGUCGGCUUAGUAGGAACGAGACAUAGCCUGUUCAAGGACUUUCCUCCCCUGCUUUGACAAUGUGGGAACAGGCGGAAUUUGAGAAGCACUGGAGGAAUGAGUUUCCCGACGGCGAAGCGCCCGUGAUGAACCUCGGCUCGGUGGAGGACAUAGAGGCAGAGCUGGAGAAAUGCAAAGCCAAUCUGAAGGUGUUACAGCAGGCGCUCUCGGAGGAGAAGUUCAAGGUGAUCUACCUGCAGACCACCAUCGCGCAGAAGAAAACUUGUGACUUUGAGAGACGGUGCAACAAGGGCAAGGCAGAUUCAAAGAAGGACAGUUCUUGCGACUCAGACAGCAAAGGCGGGGACGAGCCUUUCGUCCGGGACAUAACGUUACUCCGGGGCAGCAAGACAGGUAAACCCAUCCUCGUCCCUCCUCGGAAAAAGCCCGAUAUUCCGCGAGAACACUCAGCGGCGCGCGACAGCUCUCGGUGCGUUGCCGAGCAACGGAUAAACGAGCAGGACAGUGACCACGAGUUCGAGGACGUGGAGCUCAACGAAAACUUUCUGCGAAAAAACAUUCUCAACCCAAAGGGUAACGUCCGCGAGAGUCAGCGGCUGAAUCCUCGCGUCCGCUUGAGUCGAGAGCUGGACUCGGAUGAUGGCAGGCUGUCUCCUUCCCUCGCGCUCCGCGGCUCUCACGGGUCUGGACGCAGCACACCCGACGGAUACCUGAGCUCCGACCAUGACGACUCCUCCUCAACAGACUUUAACUACAACACUGAUGGCUAUGAGGGAGAUACUGCAGAGGACAGGAAGUCUCAGGAUGGCUCAGAGACCAUGCCAUUCAUUGACGAGUCGCCCACCAUGUCCCCUCACCUCUGCGCACGGGGACAGGACGGAGAGGCUGUCUCACCCACGCCACCAGAAGGGCUGCUGCUUAGGGGAGGCAUAGAGAAAGGUCUGGAGAUGAAGAAACUGGUUCUGUCUGGUUUCCUGGCCAGUGAGGGGAUCUAUAUUAACCAGCUAGAGGCAUUGCUGCUGCCCAUGAAGCCUCUUAAAGCCACAGCUACUACAUCAAAGCCAGUGCUGACAAUGGAGCAGAUUGACACUAUUUUCUUCAUGAUCCAAGACAUCUUUGAGAUCCAUAAGGAGUUUUAUGAUGCUCUUUCUCCCAACAUUCAGCAGUGGGAUGAGAAGGUCACUGUCGGACAUCUUUUCCAGAAACUGGCCAGUCAGCUCGGUGUGUACAAAGCCUUUGUGGACAACUAUAAAGUGGCAGUGGAGACAGCAGAGAAAUGCGGCCAGGCCAACAACCAGUUUCAGAAGAUCUCUGAGAAUCUGAAAGUUAAAGGUCCUAAAGAAUCCAAGGACUGCACCACAUCCGCCACCAUGGAGGCUCUCCUCUACAAGCCUAUUGACCGUGUCACUCGCAGCACUCUAGUCUUGCAUGACUUGUUGAAACACACUCCUAAGGAUCAUCCAGACUUCCCUCUGCUUCAGGAUGCUCUGAGAAUAUCCCAGAACUUCCUGUCCAGCAUCAAUGAAGAGAUCGACCCACGCAGGACUGCCGUGACCACACCAAAGGGAGAGGUUCGUCAGCUGGUGAAGGAUGGCUUCCUGGUGGAGGUAUCGGAGGGGACGCGUAAACUCCGUCAUGUCUUCCUCUUCACAGACCUUCUGCUCUGUGCCAAGAUGAAAAAGACCGCAGUUGGGAGACAUCAGCAGUAUGAGUGUAAAUGGUACAUCCCUCUGGCUGAUCUGAGCUUCCAGACUCUGGAUGACUCGGAUUCUCUCCCUCACGUCCAGACGCUCCCUGAGCAUGAGAUUGAGGAGAUGAAGAUCAAGAUCUCCUCCAUCAAAAGUGAGAUCCAGAAAGAGAAGAAAGCACAGAAGGCUCAGAGUCGUAAUGUGGAUCGUCUCAGGAAGAAGAUGAACGAGCAGGAGUCGUGUCUGCUGUUACACUCCCCCACCAUCCCAUUCCGCAUCCACAACAAACACGGCAAGAGCUUCCUGUUCUUGCUGUCCUCAGAUUAUGAGAGGUCAGAAUGGAGGGAGAGCAUUCAGAAACUGCAGAAGAAAGACCUCCAGGCCUGUGUGUUGAGUUCAGUAGAGCUACAAGUGUUGACCGGCUCCUGCUUUAAACUCCGAACUGUCCACAACAUCCCCGUCACCAGCAACAAAGAUGAUGAUGAAUCUUCUGGUCUGUACGGCUUCCUGCAUGUGAUCGUCCAUAAAGCCACGGGCUUCAAAGAAUCUGCCAAUCUGUACUGUACGCUGGAGGUGGACUCUUUUGGUUACUUUGUCAGUAAGGCCAAAACGCGUGUGUUCAGAGACACAACAGAACCACAGUGGAAUGAGGAGUUCGAAAUAGAGCUGGAGGGCUCUCAGUGUCUGCGGAUCCUGUGCUACGAAAAGUGUUACGACAAAUCAAAGCUCAAUAAGGACGAUAAUGAGAUUGUGGACAAGAUCAUGGGAAAGGGACAAGUACAGCUGGACCCACAGACUGUGCAGUCCAAAAACUGGCAUAUGGACGUCAUAGAAAUGAAUGGGAUUAAAGUGGAGUUUUCCAUGAAGUUUACCAGUCGGGACUUAAGUUUGAAGCGG